This is a messenger RNA of Juglans regia (Persian walnut), 2565 nucleotides long. Its product is annotated as probable L-type lectin-domain containing receptor kinase S.5. Gene Ontology annotation, molecular function: carbohydrate binding; protein kinase activity; ATP binding. Gene Ontology annotation, biological process: protein phosphorylation. The transcript has 3 exons. The record is from RefSeq and is a predicted model, not a curated record. The coding region runs from base 399 to 2405 and encodes 668 amino acids. Gene Ontology annotation, cellular component: plasma membrane. Lineage: Eukaryota; Viridiplantae; Streptophyta; Magnoliopsida; Fagales; Juglandaceae.
AUAAGUACCAUCUAAUGGUCAAUUAAUAUAUUUAAUUAGCAGACGUAAAUUGUAAUCAAAUAUAUGUGUGGCAUGAUUGUUGCUGGGUUCGAGAAUAAUUUACUUUGUCCAUUUUAUUGGCCGUAUAGUAAAAACAGCCACUUAUAUGCCGGCUGGCCCCUUAAAAAAUACAAGUGACAAAAGGCCAUUCAAAUCUCAAAUUCAUCUAAAUGUUAAAAGGCUUUAAAAUGAUCUUUGAAUGUUCACUGAACCUAAAUUCCAUUAUUCGUAUGCUUUUGGAAGUUGUAGUUAGCUUAUGACAAAUAAAUGCCAGUUGCUGUAUUUUUGCCGUGUAUUCCCAAACUAUACAUAUUCGUCAAAGAAUGGGCUUUGCUUAAUGCUGUGUCCAUCCGCAAACCAUGUUUUUGCUUUUGCGCUUGUUUCUCUGUACGUUUAUCAUUCAACCUUGUUUUAGCUACCCCGUCGAACCAAUAAGUUUCUCCUUCACCUCAUUCAAUCAAGAAAGUUGCAACACUGGACAGCUUAUCUGCAUGGGUUCUGUGACUGCAAGCGAUGGAUACUUGAGUAUAACACCGGAUCCACAGCAAGGCAAAGGCAAUUCAACCUCACAACCUCUACCACUAAACAAUGUUGGUCGGGUUCUCUACUCCCACCCUUUGCUUGCCUGGCCGGCCAUUAUCUCGACCACCUUCACUGUAAGGAUUUCCGCCUUUUCAAACUCAACGGGCUCUGGUGAUGGAAUGGCAUUUGUGUUCGCACCAGAUCAUAGUCCCUCACCACCUGAUAGCUAUGGCUCUUAUCUCGGACUCCUUGAUCGAUCACCCCCAGGUGGUGUUGUUCGGCAACUAGCCGUGGAGCUCGACACCUCCAUGAAUGAUUUCGAUCCAGACGGAAACCACGUUGGAAUUGACACAAGAAGCAUUAUACAUCCGUUUGCAGCGAAGAGUCUUAACAGCACCGGCAUUGACCUCAAAAGUGGAAGAGACAUCAAGUGCAAAAUUGAUUAUGAUGGUUUGAGUAAUAUGCUUCUGGUUUCAAUGGGAUAUUCCGGAAGCCCCUUGGUCACCGUUCUCGGCCGUUCAAUAGUAAUGUCUGAAACUGUUCCAAGCUCUGUUUUUGUGGGAUUUACGGCAUCAACUGGAACUUUCCCGGAAAGUCAUCAGGUCAUUGAUUGGGCAUUUACAUCAGUGCCAUUGUCAUUCCCUUCCCUCAACAAAAGCCUUAAAAAAGAUGACAAAAUUAAGACUGUAUCCAUCAUUGCCGCUCCAAUUUUCAUGGCUUUGUUGAUUAUAGUGAUUUGCGUCUUUCCAUCAGUGCUAAGAAAGCUGAAGAAGAGGGUUAAAAAGUUAGAGGAUAUCGAAAGUCGAUCGAGGAAUGCUGCAAAUCUCCCGAAGAUGUAUACUUACAAGCAACUUUCAAAGGCUACUCACAACUUCAGCAAGGAAAACCUGUUGGGCAGGGGUGGAUUUGGGAGUGUAUACAAAGGCACCAUCUUUGAUCCUCCGAAGACCAUAGCUGUGAAGAAGAUCUCGGCAACCUCAAAACAAGGUGAAAGGGAGUACAUGGCAGAGAUAUGCACAAUAGGGCGUCUUAGGCACAAAAACUUAGUGCAACUCCAAGGUUGGUGCCAUAAGCGGGAGCAUCUCCUCUUAGUGUACGAAUAUAUGUCGAAUGGUAGCCUGGACUGUUUCAUCGGAAUAGGAUUUCUCGACUGGAAAACGAGGUACAAGAUAUUAACAGGGCUGGCCUCGGCAUUACUAUACCUGCACGAAGAGUGUGGUAACCCUGUUGUUCAUCGAGACGUUAAGCCAAACAAUGUGAUGUUGGAUUCUGAUUAUAAUGCUCAUUUAGGUGAUUUUGGGCUCGCAAGAUUGCUCGAAAACGAUGCUUCUGUAACAACUGUGUUAGCAGGAACUCCAGGAUAUUUGGCCCCAGAAGUAGGCUACACGGGAAAGGCUACCCCAGUAUCGGACGUGUAUAGCUUUGGCAUGGUGGUACUAGAAGUUGUAUGUGGGAGAAGAUCAAAGGGUAUUAGGGGCGAAACUAGUUUAGUAGAUUAUGUGUGGAAUUCAUAUGGAAAAAAUGAGUUGCUCGAGGUUGUUGACAGAAAGCUUGAAGGUGAAUUUGAUGAGGAGGAAGUCAAGAGGACACUGAUUUUAGGGCUUGCAUGUUUGCACCCAGAUUCUAUGUUCCGACCUAAGAUGAGAAAAGUGGUGCAGAUCCUUCUGAACCCAAACGAGCCCCUGAUUAAGUUGCCUGAAACUCGACCUACUGGAGUGUAUAUAUCUGUAUCUUCUUCUGCUACUGCUUCCACAACCACUAAUUUUGGUUCUAAAAGUAGCUGUUCAUUGCUUCACUCACCCGUGACAUCCCCAAGUGAGAUUGAGGUUGAUCAGUAUGACUAGUUGCUGAUUACAUCAUACAUAAUGAAAUUGAUUAGCAUGAAUCACAUAUACACACUUGCAUUUCAAUUUUUUCUUGACAUUCUUUCGCCAUUUCGUCCUUGUCUUCUGGGUGUUUUACACAUGUAUAGAACAUAAUUAUUCACACAGUGGGAAAGAUUGA